Molecule: messenger RNA, 393 nt
Organism: Sparassis crispa
Lineage: Eukaryota; Fungi; Basidiomycota; Agaricomycetes; Polyporales; Sparassidaceae
Exons: 3
Coding region: 1-393 (130 amino acids)
Source: RefSeq, a predicted model, not a curated record
AUGACUCACAGCCGUGAGCCGUCUCCCGAUGAGUUCGGUUGUAUGGAAUUGCAUUCUGCCGCCGUGCAUGCAGAGAUAUGGUCGCCAGGCGCGGUCAUAUGCUUCGGUAUGACACUUGCUCUGGACCGCGCAGAGACUUCGGAAGAAAUGGCUUCAUGGGCACCGGCCGAGAUUCCCCAGGAAGUAGCACUUGAAGAAGCUCGACAGGUGCUCGCUGAGUAUUAUGAAGCUCGACGGCUGAGAAUGCAAGAAGACCCGUUAGUUGGAGAUCUGAGGUAUACCGUUCUCAUUGUUGUUGCUAUUCUUACUUGUGAAGUCAGUUGUUUCAAGUUUGUCGAUGUGUUACGACUAUCACAUGCAGGAAUAAUGAAGGCUCAUACUUGCGCGCGGUGA